AGCAGCACGGCGGAGCGCGCGUGUGCGAGCGAGCAAUCGAGCCGCAACGAGAAGUGCUGCGCGCCGAAGUAGCAGCAGCAGCUACACCGCGAGGGCCGCAAAGAGAGGCGACGGCGAGGAGAGGGGUUGGGCUGGGAGCCGUCGCCUGCCGCUGCGGACGAUUCGUCGCGGGCCGUUUUGAUCACGGAUAGCGCGCCCGCUUGCAGCACGCGCCUUGGUCUUCGCCGAUUUGUGAGCGGGCACGCUGUUCUCGCCUACGUCACUCUCUCCCCGCGGCGUCGUGACCCUUCUCAAGAACCAUGGCGGGGAGAUCUUCCUCCAGAAGCGGCAACAAGCAGCCGACGACGCACUGGCUCAACGUGAGCUGGGACGAUAUCGUGGAACGGCUGGCCCUCGUCUUCUACACCGACGAGUCGUUCGAGACCGUGGACUACAUAAACGUUAUGCUGCUCGGAUGGGCGCUGUUCGCCCUUUUCGUCUACGUGGUGGGCACGCUCCUGGCGAACCGAUUCGGUCGCCAGCGGCACGGCGUCGCCGCUUCGGCCAAGAGGGUCGACGGCCAGGAGCCCGUCGAGGAGACCGUCUCCGCCGGGAGCGCCCAUGAACAGCACGCGGCCGCGGCCGGCCGGUGGGCGAACGCGAAGGAACCUGUGCCAUUUGCGGUUUCGGCCUCGGGUUCUGACCCUGACGCCGUGCUUUGGACCAACCGGGUCCUGUCGUGGGUGCUAGCGCAAAAGGAGCACGAGUUCCUGUCUAAGCCAUGGAUUCAGGCGCUCAACGAGAAGCUGGCCAAGUCGCCGCCUAAGAACAACAUCGUUGUGGAGUUCGAAGCCAUUCAUCCGGAUAGCACGAAGCCGAAGCUACAUGAUGCCCACGUCGUGCUGGAGUCGAAAGAGAGUCUUACAAUCACGACGGGCAUCACCUGCGAGCGACUGAUUUUGGUGAUCAGAGUCACGAAGAGCGACGACCCGGAACGGACCGUCCACCGGUACAACCUCCUUGUCGAAAAGCUCAACGGAAAGUUGAGGAUAUGCUGCAUUAGCACGGAGCAACUGUUUGUGGUGCGCUUCGUUCAGCGACCUGACGUCAAGGUUUCCCUGCAGUCUUCGCUUGCCGAAAACAAACCGCACUCGGUGGACCAGCGCGCCCUGGACGACGUUGUGCUGGAGGCGGUGGUGGACGCGCUGUCUUACACCGUGGCCGACAUCAGCUGCUCGGGACAGAAGGAUUUCCCCAGCUUCAAACACCGAGCACCGGUCUCCGAGAUAAUACAGAGCACGCACCUCAGUCAGGUGGACGCUUCGACGCCGUCCCACAAGGUCAAGCACGAUCACCGACUCCUUGUGAAGGUCAUAAAAGCUUCCAACUUAGGCGGAAACAAAGGCUGCAAGGAAGUGUACUGCGUGGUGGAGGUUGACGAGCCGCCGCAUCGCUGCACGACUACCGUUGCCAAGGAGACGACCAAUCCUUUCUGGGACGAGCACUUUCUAUUCACCCUCGACCAGAAUUCCUCUGAAGUCCUGUUCGAGAUAUACGACAAGAGCAAGCCCCAAGGCGACAAUUUCCUUGGCCUUGGAAUUGUUAGCAUUUCGGAACUUAGAAGAGUGCCCAGUCAACGCCAGAUUAUCACAUUACAGUCGAGGCCUUUGGAGUAUGACAAUGUUUCAGGCUCUCUGACAGUUGAGUUCCUCUACAUGGAGGGAUCCCAGAUUCCAGUGGUGGCAGACUCCCAAACAGCAACAGAGUUUGCUCCACACUCACCACAAAGCCGCAUUGUCGAGAAAAACAGCCGGAUCACCUCCGACGGAAGGGUCAUCACCACUACUACCAUCAAGCGCUCACCGACAACUGAAACUAAGACAAGAGACCUCGAGUGGGAAGCUCUUCUCGCCAUCGAGGAGAAACUGCGCCUCAUGGAGAAUCAAUCAUCACUUACGAAGUCACUUGAUGAGUCUAUGGUUGAGUUCCUUCGCAGUCAGAUUGCCAGCAGCCCAGCCGAUGCCAUCGAGCAUGUAACAUCUGUGGUGACGACUUCCUUGGCAACUGAGCCAUUGUCUAAUUGCUCUGAUAUGAGCAAAACCAUGGCCAGUGGCGAGGAAGUGCCAGUCAUUGCAGCCACUUACUGUAUAACUACAAACGCCUCUGCCUGUCCUUUGGCGACAAAGGACCCAGACACGUCAACGACACUGUCUUCAGACAGCACUGACCUGUUCUCAGGCCAAGAUGGCAUCUCUCAGGAAGAUGACAUAGCAGAUGACAUCCCUCCCCCUCUCCCAUCUUCUCCUCCACCUGACAUGUGCGACGCUGAUGACAGUGCUACUGAUGAUGGUGUUGAUGUGGACGAUGCUGGUAUCGACGUGGAUGACCUUGUUGUGUGCAAAGUUAGGAGAGCAGUUCUCACAAAUGGCUUUGAAGGAUCAGUGGAUGGUACUUCCACCGAGUUUCUUGCACCUAAGUCGGUAGAAGAAGGUACAAGCGGUCUGUCAUCUGAAGAAGAGGUUGGAGCCAAUGUUCGUGGGAGCCAAAUCUCAACCUGGAGUGGCACGUUGGGAGUGGAUGGCUCGAUGGUGUUUAGUAGCACUCCCAAUGGUGCUCCAAGAGCUGACCAAAAUGGCAACAUCCAUCACGAUGAUGGUGGAUCACUCGCAGAAGCAGCUCUUAAGGAGCUGGAAGCCAAAAAUAGGAGCCCCACAGCAACAAAGAGCACACUUAUCAUCCACAGUGUUCAAAGGGAAGCUGCUGUUCCAAGUUUAAAGGUGAAAAUCGACAAGCAAGGACAUUGGCAUGAGGUUUCCCAGGUGGAUGACACAUCACUCUCCAUUUCACCAAGCAGCCUGCGAAAGCAGAACCAGCACUCUGGUGACAGGAGUGUCUCUUCGUCAUGCAGCGAAGCCGAAGGAGAAGGUGGCCCAGAAAAACCGAAGAAACGAACGUUACUGGGCAAAAUACGGAAGCGGCUGAGCUUCAAGAAGAACCGCUCCAAGUCAAUGGAAGCUCGACCAGAUGCUGACGCGCACAGCCACAGUAGCAGCCGUAGUGUCUCCACUGACCGUGCCAAGUCGGUGCCACUUGGAAGAAAUACUCACCUCGAUGUUCCAGGCGUUCGCAACAAUGGUAGUACAAGGAGCAGCAUCAGCGAGGGGUCCGGAAUCAGCGCUGCCUCUAGCCGCACAUACGUCAGUGACAAGUCCCUACUCGUUGUAGAAGCAAAAGAGAAUGGUGUCAUCAGGCAUUACUUGAUCCCUCCUCAUUUGGCACAUCGCAGCAAGUGGCGAAGGAAAGGCGUCAAACUGCACAUUUUCAAUGACCAUGUAUUUGUGGCCAAGCAUAUCCCAGGUGGAGUUCAGUGUCACGUUUGUUCAAGGCUACUGACAAGAAGGCUAGGAAAACAAGGUUACGUCUGCAGAGGUUGUAACCUGCUCUGCCACAAGUCUUGCCAUGUGAAAACAGAAAGUGUAUGUAACAACAGCUCUGUGGCGACCAUGCAAAUGGAACCAGUGGAAGACCUGCAUCCACCGCACAUGAAGACAAGUUGAUGCGAGUAAUGAGAAACUGCUGCAUAAGAACGUGACAUCUCGCAAGACUUUCUAAACUGCAAAGCACAAAGUUUAUUUGAUUGUUGCCGUGAUGUGUUAAGAUGAAUUGCCUUGUUUUACUGCCCUCCACUUCACUUGUGGUCCUUUAGAUUUCUUACCAGCAGCUUUGUACGCAGCCUUCAGGCAGCUCCCAAAUAUCGGCGCAGAGCAUUUUGCGAAGUGCUUAUUUCAAGGUCGCUCACUAAGAACGUAAGAAUGCUUUGAUGAAAUUUAUCCAUUUUCUUGGGGACAAAAACACAAGAGAUUUGUUUUUUCCGUCAAAAUAAUAUUGAACUGAAAUACAUGUUUGGAGCUGAACAUCACAUGAUCAGACUGCUUCUUGGUACUACGCAGUGUCUUUACUAGAACAGAAGUUUUUGUAACAUGUUUGGUAAAUACGGCACAUUUUGAUGUAUGCCAACCAGAUAACCAGCGAAUGGCACCAGGGAAGACGUCCAUAACAUUACAGAUAGUACCAAGAGGGCAUCAGGUGGCGUUUCUCACUAGCUACCACAGCGUGAGAGGCAGGGUUCCUCUUUUAUUUCACAAAACUUUCACCAUGUCAUCCUGAGUUCACCUUGCAAGAACCAGGCUGGUACCUACGGCUGCAGUACAUUGUGCAUACUCUCUUGUGUGAUUACGAUGUGAGCUAUCUUGUUAUUAUGCGACAAUCGACACUCUUCAAGUGAAAGAAAAUCUGUACCGCAAGCGACCGAGCCAAUGGGAGGCAGUUCACUUUUCAUCGAGUUGGAAGCCAUCAAACGAAUUUCGUGCUCGCCACUAGCUUUUAUGUGCUUGACAGUUUUCUUGUAUGCCAAUACUUUUUUUUAUCGAUCGACUACACAAACUUGUGUGAUGACAUACCUGAGACAAACAAGCAGUUGCUCAUGACUGCCAUCAAGUCAUAGUCGUGCACACAAUGCUUUCCCAUUAGACAUAUUCACACUCGGUGCCCUUUACAGGUGCUUGCCUAGGCCUGUAAUGUCUGGCAUUAAAUGAGCAGUGUGGGGACACGCAUUUGUCAAGGAGGCUAGAAGCAGAUUUGAAGUGAUAGUGCGAGCAAUAUGUGCAGUGCAAUAAAAGUGUUGAAAAUUUGCUAGUUGAAGCAUAUUAUGAUGUGUUCUUUAUAUAUAUAUAUAUAUAUAUAAACAGAUAUUGAUGUAUGUAUAUAAAGAUGGCACGCUUUUUAGUUACUUUAAUAUGACCAUAUCUCGUAUGCAUUUCACUUUUUGUAUGGAUGUUUAUGUGUGUGCUUACAUGUGUUGAGAGUAGUCCAGUGGAGUCAGGUGCAGCCUCAGUUUUUUUUUUUUUUUCAUUCAGUGGAAAGGUUUUGGUAGAUGUAAUUAUUAUAUUAAUGUGAGAUAAUUAUUGCCGAAUAUCUCCUAAUAUUUGAAUUGAAUAAAAAAGUAGAAGGCAAUCGACUAAUUCAAGCACUCAUUGCAAGGAGAAGGUAUAUUUUUGGAAAGUAGUAUUAUUCGAAUGCAGCUCUUUGUGUGUAUCAGCAGGUUCACUUGCACGAUUAGCAAUACUUGAAGUAUCACUGUGGUAAAGGUGAAAAUAUGAUGCUAUAGCAAAUCAGAGACUUCAAUAUUGUUUGUAUUGAGGUUAUGUUAGUGAUUUUUCUGGAUAUAUGCUUUUCACUUUAUCACCAGCUGGAGCUCGUGGCUGGACUUUCUUAGUGAAAAAAGCAUAUAUAAUGAGUGUGUGUUGCUAAAAACUGUUGUACUUGUAAAUUUUCUUUUGUGGAAGGGCUAUUCAAAUGCUGAGCCUCGUUCAUUGUGGUCUGAUUGAACAUUGUGUUUUGCUGAGUUGUGGAGUAUGCAGUGUUUGUUGAUGUGACCAUGCAAAAAAAAACAAUUGCUUGGUUUAAAAACUUAUAUAAUAAUCCUUUAAGAACACUUAGUUCUUAUAUUGGAGUUGAUAACAUGAUUAUUUAUAAACAUUUAAAUAUGGGAAAUAUACCAAAAGCAUUGGAAAGAUAUGUAUAUAGUAGCAAUAUAAGUAAAAUAACUCCAUCAGACAUGCUGGAAUGCUAGUUUUUCUUAUAUGUUGGCACAUUAGCAAAAAAAUCUCUGCACCUGGCUUGAAGAGAAGUGCCUGUAAGAAAAAUAGCUCACGUUUUUGUCAUUGCAGAGUUAUACAAGCACAGGCUUUGAUGAUGCACUUUUUCUAAGGAUACUUGCCUAAAGAAGCACGGGAGCUUAAACGAGACAUGAAAAAUAAAAAUAUACCAGACGAACUUGCAUAAUGUAUUGGUCGUGCAUUGAUCGUGAUACUACAGUCAGACUUAUUACAAAGUUUGUGCUGCUACCAUGCUGUGAUGCAAACACAGGGAGGAGCAAUGUAAGUAAUAUUUAUGCUUAAUCCUUCAGCAUUUUUUCUAGUCUUGAAAUGUAAAACGAAAAUGCCUUAUUCACUACAGUAGCUAUGUAGCUUUAUCAAACAGGCCUCGAAAUAUGGAUCUGAAAACAUCAUUAUAAGUACGGAAGACAAGGAAGCUACCAAUUACAAAAAGUUGGUCGUACUUGAUGGCAUUUCAGUGGCUUCUGAAAGGUUGGAAAUACUGGUCGGAAUUUAUUUGCGCGAGUAAGCAUGCACCUAAUGUGCCAGAAAUUCAUUAAACAGCUUGAAAAAAGCUGGAUUUGUGGGAAGUGCAGAUAUUAUAAAUAACAAAUAAAACCUAAUAAAAAAUACACUUAGUAUUGUGCUAUCAAUGUUCAAGCAUAUCGAGGCACUCAUGGUGGCACCAAAUUUCUGCUCAGGGCACAAAUUUACUCUGAAAAAAGUUAUAUGUUCAGGCUUUGCUAGAAAUAGCUGGUAUUUUUUUUUCCUGUUUGGGAACAAUUGCUAUAAUUUUUCAUUUCAUUGUUGCAGACGACUGCUUUUUAGUCUACGUGCAAUAAUGCGGUGCAUUUUAUGAACAAAAGAAUGUGUGAGUGCUAUUUUAGGAGCUUGUUGAUGUUUGCUCGCAUGGUAAUGAGAUGAAGUUUCAAGAGAAUGUUGCAUAACUAUCUAUGCUGCUUUGUUAAUGGUUACAAAAGUAAGUUGUUGCACUGGUGCAUACCACGCUGUCACUUUGUUUUCUCGAAGUGUAUACUUGUGAAAAAUGUUGCGAUAUCUUUCACAGCCUGUAAAUGUUCGUUAAUUUUUAUUUCCAAUGGCCAUAUGAUACUUAUUUCUGUGAGGUUUGUCAAUAUGUCAAGUGAGCUGCGGUGUGAUCCUGAAUGCCAUCUCCGGUCACCGGAAGAAAUUUCUUGUGUGAUUUUUCCUUUUGGUACUUCUACAUCGAACGAGUUUUGUCAUGUUCGAUUGAAAUAAAUAAGUAGGUUUUCAUUUAC
Messenger RNA from Rhipicephalus microplus (southern cattle tick), 6913 nucleotides. RefSeq lists its product as uncharacterized. NCBI's taxonomy places the organism in Eukaryota, Metazoa, Arthropoda, Arachnida, Ixodida, Ixodidae. The record is from RefSeq and is a predicted model, not a curated record.